AUGCCCAGAUCUAAACGUUCCAAGUUGGUGACUUUGGCUCAAACUGACAAGAAAGGCAGAGAAAACAAAGAGCGCAUUUUCGAUGAGAUUCGUGAGGCCCUAGAUUCUUUCAGAUACGUUUGGGUACUACAUUUGGACGACGUACGGACGCCGGUCCUACAGGAAAUUCGUUCCUCAUGGACAGGAUCCAAGCUCAUCAUGGGUAAACGCAAGGUUUUGGAAAAAGCCUUGGGCCAGAAAAGAGAAGAAGAGUACAAAGAAAAUCUUUCAAAACUCACCAAGGCUUGUUCCGGAGUCACAGGUCUGCUUUUCACAGACGAAGAACCUCAGGUUGUGCAAGAUUACUUCAAAUCGUAUGUCAGAGCAGACUACUCCAGACCUAAGUCCAAGGCCCCACUAACGUUUGAAAUCCCAGCCGGGAUUGUCUACUCUCGCGGUGGUCAAAUCCCAGUCGAGGAGGACGUUGUAAUGGUUCACUCGCUUGAACCCACUUUGAGAAACAAGUUCAAGAUCCCAACCAAAAUCAAGGCCGGUAAGAUUACCAUCGAAAGCCCAUACCUUGUUUGCCAAGAGGGCCAGACUCUCGAUGUUCGUCAAGCACUAAUCUUGAAACAGUUUGGUGUAGCCGCCUCCGAGUUCAAGGUGAAAGUUGCGGCCUACUUCGACAACGAAACCAGCUCGGUUGAGAAAGUAGACAUCAACAUGUAA
Messenger RNA from Lachancea meyersii CBS 8951, 708 nucleotides. Lineage: Eukaryota; Fungi; Ascomycota; Saccharomycetes; Saccharomycetales; Saccharomycetaceae. The record is from the annotation of a GenBank genome assembly.